UUUUUGUCAUAUCUACGCUUGGCUUAUGUCUCGUCUUUUAAAACUUUAACCCUCUCAUUCAUUUCGGUAUGACUGAAACAUGUCUUCUCACCUUAAGGGAAAUGAAAGUGCAGAGUGUGCAUAUGCAUCUCUGCAGCAAUUAUAUUCUACGAUCAAUUAAAACUACUGGAGUCAAAAGAAGCACUUUAAUCUUUUCCCAAAUACAUGAUUUGUUAGGUAAACUUUGGAAUUCUUUGUGUUGAUGUCUGUGAUACCAUAUGGACAUGAAAUUGUUCUUUGGAGUUACUGUUCUUACUUUACAUUCCAUUAUUGUCCAACCAUUUGAAAAAUGGUUGAUGCAGGGCCGGUUCGAGAUAAUCUCUCUAUCAGGUUCAUUUUUACUUACAGAGAGUGGUGGCACCCGCAGCAGAACUGGUGGAUUGAGUGUGUCAUUGGCAGGAUCAGAUGGUCGAGUUUUGGGUGGUGGAGUGGCAGGAAUGCUAAUGGCAGCAACACCUGUGCAGGUUGUCGUCGGCAGCUUUAUUGCAGAUGGGAAAAAGCCWAAGUCAGAUAUGUUGAAAAGGGAGCCUACCUCAGCAUCACCGAUGGUAGGCUUGGGGGCACCGGUUGCCACAGGCAGCCCUCCCUCUCAAGGAACCUCAAGUGAGUCUUCUGAUGAGCCUGGUAGUCCCCUUAACCGGGGCUCUGUACCCUGCAACAAUAGUGGUCAGUCCUUUCAAGGCAUGUCGGCAUACUCAUCUAUUGGCUGGGGAACUUCUCACUCUGCAAAUCCCUAGACAUGACACCAACAUGAAGAUGCAUCCUGCUUGACUAUGUUUCAAGGGGUGCGGAGGUGGAUGCUGGUGGCUCUCUGCUCCUAAAGGUCUAGCACUAAUAUUUGAGUUGUGGAUGCAUAAUCACCUCAGAGUGGAGCAUGUCCCCGUAAGGACAU
Messenger RNA from Nelumbo nucifera (sacred lotus), 931 nucleotides. The record is from RefSeq and is a predicted model, not a curated record. Lineage: Eukaryota; Viridiplantae; Streptophyta; Magnoliopsida; Proteales; Nelumbonaceae.